GUUUAUCUCCUGUGUACCUAACUAGUCUUCUACCACGCUACAAUCCAACCCGCUCCCUGGACUUUUGGUAGUACCUAGGAUAGCAAAGUCCACUAAAGGAGGUAGAGCUUUUUCACAUUUGGCACCCAAACUCUGGAAUAGCCUUCCUGAUAACGUUCGGGGUUCAGACACAGUCUCUCUGUUUAAAUCUAGAUUAAACACACAUCUCUUUAGCCAAGCAUUCACAUAAUGCAUCUUAUAAUCUUGUACUGCAUUUAUAUCUGAUCAAAUGUACAUUAUAAUUCUUUAGAUUGGGUUGAACAAAUCAUUUUUGCUUGAAUAGAACAGCAGCUACGCUAAUUAUGUCUCUAUCUGUUUCUCUGAUUCUGCCUUGAAGCGUCAGUCUGGAUCCAACCCUUAAAAAGAUCCGAGAUGACCAAACACCUGAGAAGAGAUGAUGGCAACACCUCAGAGGACCACGGAGGAUGCCAACCCUCAGACAACACAUAAUUACCAAAACCUCGGAGCAGAUGCUGAGGGAGUCUACAUCCACCGAAAUGACUCUCUACUGGACACUGAUGCUUACGGUUUUCAUCCUGUUCGAAAACGUUAAAGGCUGGAACACUUCUUCAGAUACUGUCACUGUGCCAGACGUUAUUGAACUUCAGGCUUUGGACAUGUGGAGGCUGGAGGUGAAGUGGAUGAUGCAUCAGAAUGAAGUACAGAGCAAUCAAAUGUAUGAAAUACAAGUUGGACGCACAACAAACAUGGAUGUUGUUGACAGUAUGAAUGUAAGCAAAGGAUCACUGGAAGCAAUUCACACACUGGUUUGGACCUCACAGCUCCCGCUGAACUGUGUCAAUCACUCUGUUAGAAUAAGACUCAUCUCCGGUGCUUCACCCUCCAGCUCUUGGAGUUCAUGGAAAACCAUCUAUGGGGAGAUGAACUUGGCCCACAAUGAAAUCAAGCUGUUUCCAGAUGGCCAGGUGCUUCGGGAGGGAUCCACGGUGAUGUUCUGCUGCAUUUAUCCCAAAGAGACACACAUCAUGUCUAUGUUCUUCGGCAACACUGCCUACAAAGUCAUCAACAUAAGCCCACAGGUCAAAGCCAUUCGAGUGGAAAACAUCACAGCCACAAAUUCAUUCGGUGUCAACUUCUACUGCGAUAGCAACAGUGAUGUAACAGCAUAUAACUUUGUCACUUUUCCUCCUGAGAAACCAUUCGAUUUUAGAUGUGAUACUGAAGAUAUGAGACACAUCUGCUUGUGGAAAAUAGGCAGAGCUCCUAACCUACAAGGCGAUCGGAGAAGGAAGUACACAUUACUAAUCAGUGACUCCAAGUCUGUGGACUGUGAUGUGGAAGACACAGAUCCUGCAUCCUGCGGUUUUGAGGUCAUCCAACAGCAGAUCACCUACAACAUCACAUUACUUGUGACAAACAGUUUGGGGCAAGAGAGUGAGACCUACAUAUUCAAUAUCACAGACAGAGUUUUUCCAGUCCCUGAGCAUCUUGAAGUGACUGCAGGUCCGUUUGAUUCAUUGGUGACCUUGCAGCUGAUUGGGAGUUUCAAAGGACUUCUGCUGACAUGCCAGACUGAACUUGAACCAGGAGGGAUAAUACAGGAUUUAGAUAAGAAUGGAUCUGACUCAAUGCAGUCUUACACAUUCAGACUACAGCACCUAAAGCCCAGCACGCGGUACUCCGUUAGGGGGCAUUGUGCAGUACAGGGGAACGCCUGGGGCCGAUGGACAACACAAAGACAAUUCAUCAUAGACCCUCGAGUGACCAUAGAUCUGUGGAGACAAAUCAGGGACCAUCCCAAUCGCACUGUCACACUGCUGUGGAAAACAGUCAGCAGUGACUCAGAAUCAUAUAUUAAAGCCUACGAGGUGUGUGUGAGCUACAGAAACACAAAGAGGAGCGUGUGCUUGAACGUCACUCAGACACAGGUGGAACUAACCAGAGAGAUCAAUAUGAGUGGCAUCACUGUGAGGGCCGUCGUUCAGUCUGGCUUAUCUGAACCGGCCCACAUCACUAUUCCUGCAGCGUAUACAGGUGACAAAGCUCACACUCAACAUUACAGUGUGUUCUUCUGUGCAUUGCUUAUGUUGUUCUGUAUAACGUCAGAUAACUUACUUACGGAGAAGAGGAUUAUGGGUAAUGAAAAGGGAUUCCAGAUGACCUGGACGAGGGACUCAGCUGCCACGUGUGGUUACACCGUAGAGUGGUGCAUGCUGGGUAUUGUGCUCCCCUGCAACUUACAGUGGAGAAAAGUCCCAGCUAAUCAGACUUCCUUAAACCUGAAUGCAGGGGAUUUUAAAGCAGGAGUUCAAUACACAUUUGAAAUCUACGGGUGUAGCGCUGCGGGACACAGACGGCAUGAGAAACAGAUCGGAUACCUACAAGAACAGAAGCCCACACAAUGCCCUACACUGGACUCUAGCCCAGACAUAACAUGGUCAUCUGUAAAUCUGAGAUGGAGUUUCAGUGAGAAUUAUCCAGGUCACGCUGGAUUUAUAACAGGAUAUGUGAUUACGAUGAAAGACUAUUCAGAGGCCAGCUCUGAUCUCAGUUCCUUCAGAGAGUCAGUGGAUGAUCCUCACAGCAAGUCUUGGACAGUCAGUGGUCUUGAGGAGGACCGGCCGUACACAUUUCAGCUGGCAGCAUGUACGUCUGCAGGCUGUGGACCGGAAACCUCUGCCACCUUCAGAACCAGACAGAACCAUCACCUGCUGAUGGUGAAGGUUCUGGUUCCUCUCCUGGUCUUGGUCAGUUGUUGUGUUUGUCUGUGGUCGUUCAGAAACCUGAUAAGAGGAUUUCCAGAAGAAUCGUUCAGCUUUCUGCACAUAAAAGCACUGAACCUGGAUGGAGAUAUUUAUGAAGCGAGUGAAAAGAUCCGUACUCUAAUGAUAGAGGACUGUGAAUGGUGUAACGUGGAGAUUUUAGACGUGCAACCCAUCCCUACAGAGAAAACAUGGUUGACGCGUGCAGAGGACCUGAGUUGUUCAUUCAUUACUCCUAAAGUCACGCUACCAUCCUGCCAUCUUACCACAGACGUAUGGCUGGCCACAGAUCUCACAAACUUCACUUACUUAUCCUCUGUGCAGCAAGAUCUGCCUUCAGAGGAGCUGCAGACAGAAGCCACAAAUCAGGAGUCUGAGAUCUCGGGCUUCUAAAGUGACUAUGUCACUUCCGUAGCCACAUAAUUCCUGAAAACGCAGUGUUGUGAUCUUUUAUACACAUCAAACCCAGAGCUGUCGAUCUUAUCACAGAGAUGUUCAGCAAGAUCACUGGUGUGUUUGUAAGGGGCCCCGCUUCCUUCUGCAAAACAGCUUUUAAACACAAGAAGUGUUGUGAAAUGCAACUGCAGUAUUUCAUUUUGCAAUAUCUGUCAGGUACUUUAUCUUGGUUUUGCAUGUUAUGCAAAAACAUACAAAGUGUUCUCUCUCAAGGGAAAAACAUGUUCUGGAGGGGACAUUUUUAUUAUUCUGUUCUGAAUUUCUAAGCUUUAUGAGUAAGUUACCAAGGGUAACCCUUUGCUUUACUGAAUGUAUCAUGAAUUAACAAUGAACAAUUUUACAGUUAAGAACUCGAAAUCUUAAUGUACAUUACCAUUUAUAAGCUGCUUCAUACUUUUGUGGAAACAGUGAUUUUUGAGGAAAAAACAUUUUCAGCAUUUUUCUGAAAUAGAAAUCUUUUGUAACAUUAUAAAUGUCUUUACUGUCACUUCCGAUCAAUGUGAUGCAUCCUUGCUGAAUAAAAGUAUUAAUAAAAUGCAUAUAAUAAAGCUGUUUAAGUAUUA
Onychostoma macrolepis is the source of this 3781-nucleotide messenger RNA. It is a transcript of the gene osmr, whose product is annotated as oncostatin M receptor. The record is from RefSeq and is a predicted model, not a curated record. Gene Ontology annotation, molecular function: protein binding. Lineage: Eukaryota; Metazoa; Chordata; Actinopteri; Cypriniformes; Cyprinidae.